Messenger RNA from Sphaeramia orbicularis (orbiculate cardinalfish), 3130 nucleotides. Its product is annotated as inter-alpha-trypsin inhibitor heavy chain H3-like. Gene Ontology annotation, molecular function: serine-type endopeptidase inhibitor activity. Lineage: Eukaryota; Metazoa; Chordata; Actinopteri; Kurtiformes; Apogonidae. The record is from RefSeq and is a predicted model, not a curated record. Gene Ontology annotation, biological process: hyaluronan metabolic process. Bases 48 to 2804 code for a protein of 918 amino acids. The transcript is spliced from 21 exons.
AAUACCUUUCACAUUUGUUUUGGACCAUACCAGGGGAACGGUGGAGGAUGCAUGCCAUGUGGAGAGCUGCACUGCCGUGGGUUUGUGUGUGUCUGUGGCUCUCAGCUCAGGUCCACGGAGCUCUGCUGAUCUCCCGGAGAGAUGCUCUAACUCAGGAGGACAAAGGGGCGAUGGGCACCAAGUCGAUAAAGAAAAGAAGCACAAACGCUGCAAAUGAGGUGGAGGUCUACAGUGUGACAGUGGGCUGCACUGUGAUGUCUCGUUUCGCUCACACCGUCAUGACCUCCAAGGCUCUUAACAAGGCCAACUUCUCCCAGGAAAUCUUCUUUGAAGUGGAACUCCCUAAAACCGCCUUCAUCACCAACUUCAGCAUGGAAAUUGAAGGUCAGAUCUAUAUUGGAGAGGUGAAGGAGAAAGCAAAAGCCAAGAAGGAGUAUGAUAAGGCUGUUUCCAAAGGACAGACUGCUGGACUAGUCAAGGCCUCUGGAAGAACAAUGGAGAAAUUCUCAGUGUCUGUCAACAUUGCAGCAAAAAGUAAUGUAACUUUCACUCUGACCUACGAAGAGCUCCUUAAGAGGAAACUGGGACAGUAUGAGAUUCUGACCAGAGUAAAACCCAAACAGCUGGUCCAGGAGUUUAAGAUUGUGGCAGAUAUCUAUGAGCCACAGGGCAUUGCUUUUGUUGAGGCCAUAGCGACUUUCCUGUCCAAUGACCUACUCCCUCUGGUGGAGAAAACAGUCACCGACACAAAGGCUCACAUUUCUUUUUCACCAACACUGGAGCAGCAGAGGAGAUGUCCAGAAUGUGAAGGCACUGUGAUUGAUGGAGAUUUUAUCAUUAAAUAUGAUGUAAAACGAGGAGAAGACCUGGGAGAAAUUCAGAUUGUCAAUGGUUACUUUGUGCAUUUCUUUGCUCCACCUGACCUUCCCAGGCUCCCAGUGAAUGUGGUGUUUGUAAUUGACAGGAGUGGAUCAAUGGGCGGAGCUAAGAUGCUGCAGACUCGAGAAGCACUGAAGGCCAUUUUGAAUGAUCUCCAUGAGGAGGACCAUUUUGCUCUCAUCAUUUUUGAUAAUGAUGUUGCCACCUGGAAGAAUCGUCUCACCAAAGCAACAAAGACAAAUGUGGAUAAAGCCAAAGCCUACGUCGCAGAGAUAAAGGACAGAGGCUCCACUAAUAUUCUUGAACCCGUACUGAGAGCAGUGAACAUGCUGAAGAAAGACCAGGAGGCUACGAAGAUUCCAGAGAGAAGUGUGGAUAUGAUUAUUUUACUGACUGAUGGGAUGCCAAACGCAGGGGUGACAGACCCCGAGGGAAUCCAGGAAGGAGUAAGUUCUGCGAUUGCUGGGACCAUGUCUCUGUUCUGUCUUGGGUUUGGAAAUGAUGUCCAGUACUCCUUUCUGGAUGUGUUGGCCAGACAGAACAAGGGACUGGCCCGCAGAAUCUUUGUGGCUUCCGAUGCAGCUGUUCAGCUCCAGGGUUUCUAUGAAGAAGUGUCCAGACCUUUGCUGCUGAAUGUGGACCUGCAGUAUUCUGACACAAGUGUGGACUCUUUGACUAAAAACCACUUCAACCACUUGUUUGAGGGAUCAGAGAUUAUUGUGGCUGGGAGACUGAGUGACAACGAUGUGGACAACCUCCAGGUCAAAGUGUUGGGUCAGGGGCCAAAUAUGGAUUUCCAGAUGAUGGACCAGGCCAGCGGGGUGAACUGGGACGUUGUCUACCCGGAGGAGGAGUACAUCUUUGGGGACUUCACGGAGCGUCUGUGGGCCUACCUCACCAUCCAACAGCUACUGGAGAAGAGUGAAAUUGGUACUCAACAGGAGCAAGACAAUGCCACACAAAAAGCUCUUGACAUGUCUCUCCGGUACAGUUUUGUCACACCUCUCACCUCAAUGGUCAUUACAAAGCCUGAAACUGAGCCUGGAAAAAACAGCCCUCUUAUCGCUGAUAAACUGACUGAAGACCAGAGGCAAAAAGCUGAGAGAGCUAACCCAAGAAGCAGUACACGUUCAUUUUCUGCCCCUAAGGCCCAUGCUGCCAGGUCCCGAAGUCAGUCAGAUGUGGAUGGAGAUCCUCAUUUCCUCAUAGAGCUGCCAGACAGAGACGAUGCUCUGUGUUUCAACAUCAACGACAAACCAGGAACCAUUCUCAACCUAGUGAAAGACCCAAAAUCAGGCUUUGUGGUGAAUGGUGAAAUUAUUGGCAAGAAGAAGGUUGUUGAUGAUGGUAAAGUGAACACAUACUUUGGCCGUUUUGGCAUCAUCCACUGGACCCUGGGGGUGAGGCUGGAGGUGAGCACACAGGACAUCUCAGUGUUCCAGGACAGUGAUCAGUUUCGGCUGCUGUGGUCCGAUACUGCCUCCCUCAAAGGACCCAAUUUACACCUGAAGUUGGCAAAGAACUGCAGCCUGACGGUGACGCUGAAACACUCUGUCAAAUUUAUGAUCAUUAAACACACAAAAGUAUGGAAGAGACGCCACGACCAGCAAGACUACCUGGGUUUCUACACCCUGGACAGCCACCACAUGUCCUCAUCAGUUCACGGCCUGCUCGGUCAGUUCUACCAUGGGGUUAACUUUGAGGUAACAGAUGUGCAUCAGGCUGAAACUCAGGAUGAACAUCACGCUGUUAUGUAUGUGAAGGGACAAACCCUCAAUGUGACCAGACACUGGCAGAGAGACUUCAGCCAGGAUCUGAAGGAUGGGAAAAACAUUUCCUGCUGGUUUGUUAAUGAUAACGGAGCAGGCCUUGUCGAUGGAGCAGUCACUGACUACAUAAUGUCAGACCUUUUUGAAACAGUUUGAAUGUUCUGAAUUAUUUCACCACUUGGAUACAAGUUUAUUCAUAUUAUAGAGCACUUUUACACACACAUGCACAACCACAUUUUUUAGAUUAGACAGGAAAAAUAACAGCUGUUUUUGUUUUGUUACAGCAGGUUUAAGGGUUUGAAGACAGCAUCUUUUUUUCACUUAUUUCUAUACUUCUAUACUUAAGGCAAGGGAAGUUUGUAUAGCACAUUUCAUGUACAGGACAAUUCAAAGUGCUUUACACAAAACAUAAAAGCAUCACAGGAGAGGCAUAAAAACACAUUUAAGAUGAGAGAAAGUUAAAAUAUAAAAACAUAAAAAUA